Molecule: messenger RNA, 1161 nt
Organism: Kickxella alabastrina
Lineage: Eukaryota; Fungi; Kickxellomycota; Kickxellomycetes; Kickxellales; Kickxellaceae
Product: peptidase family M48-domain-containing protein
Exons: 1
Coding region: 165-1154 (329 amino acids)
Biological process (GO): protein quality control for misfolded or incompletely synthesized proteins; mitochondrial protein processing
Cellular component (GO): mitochondrial inner membrane
Molecular function (GO): metalloendopeptidase activity
Source: RefSeq, a predicted model, not a curated record
UGAGAAUUGCAAUCCGCAUCAACAUUUUGGUCCCCAAGACGUCAUCCGCCCCAAUUUUCGUUCAUCGCCUGAUCACUUUAUUUUUCUUUCGUUCUUGCCUUUCCAUAUUACCAAUAAUUAAAUACACCUUUUUGUCUUCUAAACAAUAAGGCAGUUUUAGUAAAAUGUUAUUCCGAAGGAUCCUUUUUCUCGCUGCGCCUCGCCGCGCGCCGGCCUCGAUUUACUCGCAGUACCGCUCCUUGCAAAUUCAAAAAAACCCAUACCGACGCACCAACGACAGCCACAACGACCAAGACCAGCGGCAGCGGCAGUAUCAGUAUCAGCAGAUACCUCUCUGGCAAACGCGCAGAUUCUGGUACACGACCGGAGUGGCUGGCACUGGCGGCGCCAUCUACUACCAAGUGCACCUCGAGGACUCGCCCACUGGCCGCCGGCGCUUCAUCAACGUCACGAGCGACGACGAGCAGCAGGCGGGCUCGCAGGCCUAUCUCUCGAUCAUAUCUCAGUACCGGAACCAGCUGGAGCCGCGUGGCACCCCUACGGAUCUCUACGUGCGGAGGAUUGCGCAGCGCAUUAUCAAGGCCACCGGGAUGCAGGGGGACUGGGAGAUACACGUGAUUAGGUCGCCCGAAAAGAACGCAUUUGUGUUGCCCGGCGGCAAAAUAUUUGUCUUCAGCGGAAUUCUUUCAGUAGCAGCUAACGAAGACGGACUGGCUACUGUACUGUCCCACGAAAUAGCCCACCAGUAUGCACGCCACUCGGCUGAAAAGCUAUCGCAGGCCAGUUUACUGCAGUUCGUCUACUUGGUCGCCAGCCUGUUCGUUGAUCCCAGCGUUUUACAAAUUGGCCAGGCCAUGUCGGGCUUGCUCUUGGAAUUGCCCAACAGCAGGCAGUGCGAGCAGGAGGCUGACCAGUUGGGUCUGUAUUUCAUGGCGUCGGCCUGCUAUGACCCCAGGGAGGCCGUAGGUCUGUGGGAGAGGAUGAAGACUGCAGAGAGCGUGAGUCCGCCGCAGUUCCUCAACACGCAUCCGUCGACCGAUUCACGCAUUGAGUCUAUUAAAAAGUGGAUCCCGCAGGCCGAGACGAAGAGGGAGGCUGCCAAUUGUCCCAACCCUGAGGUUACUCGGUCGUUCUUUGCAAGAGCUUUGAAUUAAAAUGUAU